This is a messenger RNA of Pantherophis guttatus, 471 nucleotides long. Lineage: Eukaryota; Metazoa; Chordata; Lepidosauria; Squamata; Colubridae. The record is from RefSeq and is a predicted model, not a curated record.
AUGGUAAAGCCAUUACGCCACCAAGGAGGGCACGCAGAUCUGCAAAUUGCGUUGGAGAAUCAGGGAGGAAAACACCAGAAAAUGUGGUGCAUGGAGGCACUGCUCUUGCAAAGGAGGCGCUUCUGUGUGGAGAGGUGUAAGAUGGGGUUCGCCUCUUUUUGUGUGCCCUUUUUGGGCUUCCUGGUGGCCUCUUUCUUCAUACAAGGCCUGGAAGCAGUAUCUUGUCCCCUGAACUGGUUUCUUUAUGAGCAGCAUUGCUACGGAUUUUUCGAGAAUAAACUGACCUGGAACGAUGCAGAGACAGAAUGCAGUUCACAUGGCAAACAUGCCCACCUUGCCUCCAUCCUUAGCAAACGGGAAAUGGAUACUAUCUCUUCUGCUCUACUCACCGGUUACGAAAAGUUAUUUAAAAUCUGGAUUGGAUUGUACAAAAUCCCAAACGGGAAGUUUAUUGGAGAGAUAUUUGUGUAA